AUGGAAGAAAUAAGCCGAGAAGAAAACAGUAAACAAGAAAUAUUUAUUACGGAACUGGAUGAAGAUGUGGAUGAUGAAAGCAGGCUGAUAAUCUCUGAUGAUAAACAUACCGAUUCACCAUUCUCAUCAGCAGAUGAGGAUGCUUUGGAUAAUUCUCCGCCAGACUCACAGAACGUUAUAAAGAAUGAUGACGAGAAAAAUAUUUAUGGUGCACAAUCACCGCAAAGGGAAAAUACAUCCAAAAAUAUAACGGAUAUGACGUUUUCUUGGCAGGAAUAUCUGAAGGAAACUGAAGCUAUUGCAGCACCGGAGGAUUGCUUUUACCAGGAUCCUAUACCACCUAAAAAUAAUUUCACUGUUGGCGAAAAAGUAGAAGUACCAGAUCCAAGAGGUAAGGAGGUACAAUGCUUAGCGACAAUUGUCGCGGUUCAUUCGCUUUGGGUAUGUCUUCGACUUGAUGGAGAAGAUGGAAGUAAUGAUCAUUGGCUUAUAUGCGAUGACGAACGAAUCAAACCAGUCGGAGACUGCGUAAGAAAUGGGUUAAUUCUGCAACCUCCAUUUGGUUUCAUGUAUAAUUUAGCUUCAUUUCAUAAAUUCAUCGAAAAUCAGUUAAAACCUGAUGCAGAUGGCAGCAGUCCAAUAGCAUCUCCAGAAUCUUUUAAACCGAUUCCAUUCAAAUAUCAUCCAAGGAAGAAUACAUUUCAAGUAGGCAUGAAAUGUGAAGCGAUUGAUCGUAAAAAUUUUAACGGUCGGCCGUGUCCGGCAACUGUGAUUGAUGUAAAAGGCGAUUAUUUAACAAUCAGUUAUGAUGGCUGGAAUAAAGCUUAUGACUGUAAGGAACGUUAUGAUAGCCGCUUUAUUUUUCCAGUUGGGUGGGCUGCUAAAUCUGGACUUGAAGUGCAACCACCAAAUUAUGUAAAAGGAAAAGUUUUGCAACGGAUAGUGCAAAAAGAUACGGUACCGAAAGCUCCGAAGGUCACUGCUUCGCGGAAAUCAAAAAUACUCAAAAGGAAAUCAACCAACACCAACAAAACGCAAAAUCGGAAGCGAAAACGAAUUUCUUCAGCUCGCAGUCUUCCUCAUAACUCUUCGGAUGGUUCUUGCUCAUCUCAUUUACUUGAUAUAAUUGAUCAGAUUGCUAAACAAGCACAUACAAUUGAGGCAAGUUCUGCAAGUAGUGUAUCGAGCCAACAGGCAGUGACCAGUGCAGCGGAUGCAGUUGCGAUUCUAGACAAUCGUAUCGAACCUCGUGCACGAAAAACGCUACCAUCACCAGUCAUACCUGAAAACCCAGUUAUCAAACAAUCUAGAAAAACAGUUUCUUCUCCAGAUGGUAUACAAAACAUACUUGCUGCUCCAGAUGUUGUGCUCUCAACGACUGAUGUGCAGCCAGAAGUCCAAAAAAUGAUUGUUUACUUAAAUCGAGGUUGUCGAUGUACACCCAUUCUAAACGCUUCACUCGUCCGUAAAUUGCCGGAGAAAUUUGGGCCUGGCACUGUGCAUCAUAUUUUAAGGGAAACAAUUCAACAAAUUGUAAAUUGUGCUGUUGAUCCUUCGUUUGUAUUUAAAAAAAUCGAUCCUGGAACUAUAAGGAUUUUAUCUAUUACUGCUGAAAUCCAUAACGUGACCCACGUACGCGCUAUACCAACAGUGAAGACUCUUGCCUCUGCAUGGGAUUAUUUGCAUACUUUUAUUUCAAAAUUAAACGUAUGCCGCAAUUUUUUGACUGAGGAGCCGAUCUGCUGCUCAUUAUGCUCUUGUCAAAGUGAUGAUGUAGUUGUUAGUACCACCGCAGGUGGUGGAGUGCUGAAAUACGGUACUGAAAGUGAUGAUUCUGAAGACUACGAAGGUCACCAGUACUCGGAUUUAACAGAAUGGUCUAUGCAGCGUGUUGCAAAUGAAGUUGAAAAUAUGUUCGAUGCAAAUAUUGCCGAGAAAUUUUUGCAAAAUCAAAUUGAUGGCAAAGCUUUAAUCCUGCUAACAACUGAGCUGCUAAUACGUCAUCUGGAAAUGCCAUUUGGUCCGGCUUUGAAAAUGGUAUCAUAUAUUGAAUCACUAAAGCGUAAAGCAUGCCGAACAACUAAUCACAGUACAAAAUAA
Messenger RNA from Brugia malayi, 2100 nucleotides. RefSeq names its product mbt repeat family protein. The transcript has 16 exons. Gene Ontology annotation, biological process: regulation of DNA-templated transcription. The coding region runs from base 1 to 2100 and encodes 699 amino acids. Lineage: Eukaryota; Metazoa; Nematoda; Chromadorea; Rhabditida; Onchocercidae. Gene Ontology annotation, cellular component: nucleus. The record is from RefSeq and is a predicted model, not a curated record. Gene Ontology annotation, molecular function: protein binding.